AUGCCCCUCAUGGCUCCAUCAACCCGGCCAUCGAUGGCCUCUCAACGGUCCCAAUCCCCUGCAACUCUCACCCGGCCUCCUUCCCGUCAAUCUAGCCAGAUAAUCACGCCCGUCAAGACCUUGGCGAAUUACGUUCGGCCAGACGAUGAAAACCAAAGGUCUGAAGCCCGCUGCAAAACAGUACAGGAAGGUUCAAAUGCGACUGAUCUCCCUGGUCCAUCCCAAUCCAAGAGAACUCCCGCCAAUUCUAGACAAAAAUCAAAAACAGUCGCCACCUCCAGCUCGUUGACCCAUAGUGCUCCCAGAAACCAACAGUCUACCGUCUCAAAGCCAAAAAAGAGGAAGCAGAAUCCUGCAGACGUUUCAGAAUCCAACCCAGAUGUAUCAACAAUGAACAUGACUCAGGAUUCGGAUGAAGAUAACGAAAGGGCAAGAAAGAAGACAAGGCCAACAAGAGGUGUAGAUGAUGUUGACUUGUAUUUUGAGCCUCCGACUCAAGCCAACGGCCAAGUGGGUUCCAAUCUUCAUUAA
Molecule: messenger RNA, 531 nt
Organism: Puccinia triticina
Lineage: Eukaryota; Fungi; Basidiomycota; Pucciniomycetes; Pucciniales; Pucciniaceae
Exons: 1
Coding region: 1-531 (176 amino acids)
Source: RefSeq, a predicted model, not a curated record